Molecule: messenger RNA, 1368 nt
Organism: Mesorhabditis spiculigera
Lineage: Eukaryota; Metazoa; Nematoda; Chromadorea; Rhabditida; Rhabditidae
Source: the annotation of a GenBank genome assembly
AUGCGGCUAGCGAAGGCACGAUUGGAAAUGCUUGACUCUGCGGUGCCGACGAAGAAGGAGCCCAGCGCGAGUGGUGAGGCUCCAGCAACGGUGGAGGCCGGCGCUGCGCCAUUGGCGCCCGCCAAUAACAAUGACAUCCCGGCCGUGACGGCGGCAAGGAAAAUCUUCAACUACUUGUCCCAAACCAAUUGGAUCGCGCGCACCGCCAAGGGGUUCAAUACGGAUGAGCCCAACGAGUUGGACACGGCCGAUCUGAUAGUUAUGUUCAAGCACGCCAAGCAGCUCGUCAUCGGGCAGCGCGGCGUGGUCCGGUUGACGGGCCCCGUCUGGGUGAUCGGCGACCUGAAUGGGAGAUCACUGGGCUUUAUAACCACCUGGCGUCUGUUCCAAGCCUAUGCGACAAUGGCCGAGCCGGGGACAAAGUUGCUGUUCCUGGGAAAUCUGGGCUCUCCCCAGGGCGCAGCGGGCGGCGCCCUGCCCAUCAUCUCACUCGUCGUCUCUGCCAUGGUCCUCUACCCUGACAAGGUCUUCUACCUGUGUGGAUCGUUCGAGGAGCCGAGGAAUGGGAGAGAAUUGCAGCUGACCGCCUUCGCUACCACCGGGAACGAAGAAGAUGCUGCAAAUACGGUCAUCUACGAAUUCUUUGCGCAGCUGCCUCUCUUUGCGACGAUUGACGAGCGGAUCCUGGCGAUGCACGGUGGCCCUUGUCCCGAGCUGAGCAAGAGCCUGUUGAAGCGCGGCUUCGACCCCAGCGACGCGAAGAUGAAAAAACUGCGCGCCACAACCCUUCAGAGUGCUCCUAACUGGUCCGCGAAAAAGUUUGAGAAGAAACGGGAUGGUCAGCCGGGCUACCUGUUCGGCAAGCAAGCUGUUGACGCCACUCGCAGAAAACAUCGAAUCGCCUACAUCGUCCGGGGCAGCGAGGCAAUGAAUUGCGGCGUGCGUUUUUUCGGCGACUGGCUCCUUUCUCUCUAUUCAAAUGCCACGGAACUUCAUUGGCAAGAUGAAGAUGAGGAGAAAACUGACGCUACAGGGAAACCUGUCAAGGUCACGCAUCAUUACUUUGGCUUCCUCGGUGCGCUGAAAUAUGAUGGAAACGGCUCCUUUACCAUGCUCCACCUCGUCACCUACCCGGAUUUCUACAAAUCGAUCGGCGAAUUUUGCAGUCGCUACGACAACGCUCUCGGGGUGGAUUUGGUGUUCUCGGACACGAACACUCCGCCCGACGAGCCCGUGGCUGAGCCGAAUUCGCAGGCGGAGACGCCGACUGCCGAUGCCACGACGCAGGAGACGACCGCGCCCACCAGCACGGCCCAGACGCCGCCGGCUGACUCGAAGCCCGCCGCUAAGGAGCAGCCGGUGAAGCCG